GUCAGAAACUCGUUUAGAUUUUUAGGAUUCAUUUUGUAUUAUUAAUAAAGUAUAUGUCAUUGCAUUACUAAUCAUAGUUAAUGUUAAUGUUAAGUUAAGUAAAAGUAAUUACUAAGAAAUAGCUGUAUAUUUACAUAUAAAUAUAUUGGAAUGGUGUGCACAUAAGCUCGAUAUUUUACCAAUCGUAUACCAUACAAUUUUUCAGACAGACAUUAAACAACAAAAAAGUUGCAACCGACAGACACAAGGUAAAACACAUACAUAUUGCAUAUUGUAAAACUACAAGACAUGAGAUCCAGUCGUUCAACCAUACGACAUGUUUGUGGACAACUUGGACAAUGGAAGCAAUGGCAUAGGGGUCAAAUAAGAAUAGUUAGUGCGCGUCAUAAUAGCACCAUAAAUAUUCAACCAAUUAACGUAAAUACCACCAUUGUUAAGGAUAAAGUUGAAGAAUUCAAAUCAGUAACAUCACUUUUGAAUUCGUACGUGAGUAUUUUCCCUCGUGAAGAUAUUAUAAACUCUAAGAUCCUCGAAUACAAGUCGGUUAAACAGCAAGAAUUCUCAGUUCAAACCAUUAAUGUAGGGGUCAUAUAUAAUGAGGAUAAUAAAUCUUCAAAAAUCAUAGAAACAUUACUUGCUGAUCCAUUAUCAAGUAAUAAUAAAUUUUGGUUGGAUGCUAUAGAACAAAGAAAUCGACAGAAAACCAAUAGAUUUAAAUAUGGAGCCAUAUUUGAAAAAGUUGAAGAAGUCGAUUAUGAUACUUUCUAUAUACCGUCACCAGUCCUUAGUGCUGAAUAUAGACAAACUUUUCAAAUGUCUAAUACGGUGAAAAAUGAUAUACAAUUAGUGGAAUUUGCAUCUACUUCAUUCACUUCUACAAAAGAUAUCCAUUUUUACAUAAAUGUUACUAAUGAUUUUUCCAUUUCAUUAAAGAAAACCCUUCCAAUUCAUGAUAAAAUAUUAAUUACUGUAGUAGAUAAUACAGAAUAUACUCCAUCAUCUACUGAAUCAACUCCAGUAACCAUUAGUGAUAUAGCAUCUCAUCAUAUCCUUAAAUUGAAUUCGACUAUUCUCUUCAAAGGUAUUGAAGAAUUUUUAAUUCAUGAUACAGAGGCAGCUUCGAUAUAUUUGGAUUCACUUAAGAAUAGUAAUAUAUAUGAAUUAUUGAAAGUACUUGAACAAUACACUGAAUCUCAAAGUUUACUUAAAUGGCUAUAUUCUGAUAUCGUUAAAUCUAUUGAUGAAUCAAUAGUAGAACCUAAUCAAAUUGUUAAAAUCAGGGAGACAUCCACUAAAGAUAUCAAUCAAUUUGCUGAUUCAGUACAUAAUGAACUUCAGCAUGAAUUUAUACCAUCAACAGAAAGAUUCUUUAGAAGGAAAUUGUCUUGGUGGAAGUUAUACCUAAAGAAUGACAACAUAGAAUAUGAAAUAAAGGACUUUUUCAAUAAGAACUUUAUGAAUAAAAGUAUAGAGAAAUAUAAUUAUCUCAAUGGACAGAUUGAUUCUAAAUUUAAUGAAGUUCAUAAUGUUACAAAGAAUCCAUUACUCAGUCUAAAGAAUAAUAUUAUAAAUGAAAGAAUUGCCAAUGAAAUUCAACCUAUUGUGUAUAGGGCCAUAGUUACAUCUUUGUUAGUACAUCAGAUACCAAUAUCAAUAAUAUCAUUCCUAAGUUAUUACUAUUUUGAAUUUUCUGCUAAUUCUGCUAUUGCAUUAGCCUUAUUAGGUUGGAUAAUCGGAUUUAAUAAUGUAUCAAAGACAUGGGUAUCAUUCAGCAAGAAAUGGCUUAAUGAAUUGUUUGAAGAGAUAAGACUUUGUAUUAGUCAAAAAUGUAUUGACAAGGGAUUAGCUAGAGAAAUUAAUCAAUUAUAUACUACCGAAAUGAAGAGAUCUGAAAUUAAGAGUGAAAUUUUAAAAGGAUUGAAUGAGUUAAACAAAUAGUAAAAGAAUAUACAAGUCUAUAAAUAAAUAAAUGAAUAAAUAAAUAAAUAAAUAAAUAAUAAAUAUAUUAACUUAUACCC
Molecule: messenger RNA, 2018 nt
Organism: Scheffersomyces amazonensis
Lineage: Eukaryota; Fungi; Ascomycota; Pichiomycetes; Serinales; Debaryomycetaceae
Exons: 1
Coding region: 289-1938 (549 amino acids)
Source: RefSeq, a predicted model, not a curated record